AUGUCCCCUCAAGUGACCAACGUCGGCUUCAUCUGCCUAUCCUCCCGACCCGAAUGGUCCUGGGCCGUCGCCGCUCACCUCACCUACUUCAUCAACUCCAAACACUACAACUUCGCAGCCCUCCAAAACAGCUCCAGAGAAAUAGCCCAGAGAGCAACCCGCCUCCACAAUCUUCCGCAAGACACCAAAGCCGACGGCGACAUCAGCGCCCUCGUCUCCGACCCAGACGUCGACCUCGUAGCCGUAACUAUAAGAGUCCACCUCCACGCCGCCGCCGUCGAAGCCGCCAUCCGCGCCGGGGAAAGCGCCGUCUUCUGCGAGUGGCCCCUGGUGCGGAACAGCAUCGAGGCAGAGCGCCUGACGUCCCUGGCUAGAGAAAAGGGAGUCAGGACCUUGGACGGUAUGAGCCAGGUUGACAAGAAUUUCUUUUGGGAGAUUACGGGGACAAAGGGGACGCUUUUGAUUGAGGGUUUGAUGGGGAAUAACCAGGGAUUCCCGCCGACGAUCAAGUUCGUCAAGGCUGAGCCGAGUGCCGUGCUGGAGGUUGUUGAAGUGGAUGAGGUCAAGGGGUUUUCGAAUAACACGGGCAAGGCGUGGGAGGCGUUUGCCGGGGGUUCUGGGGAGGCGCCGGAUUUUGACGUUGCUUUGAUUAGGCAUCGUAUGUUGGAUGCUAUCUAUAGGAGCAGUGAGCUUGGUACGAGGGAGGAGCACUGGUGA
Molecule: messenger RNA, 717 nt
Organism: Colletotrichum abscissum
Lineage: Eukaryota; Fungi; Ascomycota; Sordariomycetes; Glomerellales; Glomerellaceae
Product: oxidoreductase family protein
Exons: 3
Coding region: 1-717 (238 amino acids)
Molecular function (GO): nucleotide binding
Source: RefSeq, a predicted model, not a curated record